CUGGUCCGGAUUUUAGUGCUUGCGUUGGAAAUGACUACAGCGCUCUAGUUUCUUUUUCUGCGAACAUACCUGACGAUGAAUUAUUUUGUUGUGGAGGUAGUCAAUGCACCUCUCUGUCUUCAGGAAGUUGUCCUCUAGGUAUCAACGUGGCUGAUUUUCAAGGAGAAUGUGCUAAAACUGGUCAAUCGACAUUUUGCGUAGUUAAGGGUUAUUAUAAUUCACUCCCCAGUCAGCUCCCAGCAAAUACUUUAAGUCGCGAGAGUACUGUUCCUAACAAAUUUAGCUGGUUAUGCUGUAGCGACAAUAGUUGCACUGUGCCAUCUAAUGAAGUAACAAUAACUUAUACGAACGGCCAAUAUGAAGCUGGCACCAAUUGUGCAACCGGACAGUAUAGUCUAAUAUGCUUUGCAGAUAAUGGUGGUUGGACUUGCACGGGUAGCAUAGGUUCUAAUAUUCCCAAUCUCUUGCAACCCUUGGGCAGUUGCGUAGAACAAGUAGCAAUAAACAAUCCCACUUCUAAUACUUCCACAACUCCCACAAAUCCCACAUCUGUUUCCACAUCAACAUCUACUUCUAUUAUCGGUCAUAGUUCUAUUGAUUCCGUAUCUACUUCCUCAUAUUUGGCGGGUCAAAGUUCUGCAACUCAACAACAGUCGCCGACUGAAACUCAUACUGGAAGUGGUAACAGUAAACUUUCACCUGGAGUAGUUACUGGCAUUUUCCUUGUAGUUAAUGUAGCUGGUUCGGAUUUUAGUUCUUGCGUCGGAGGCGACUAUAACGCAUUAGUCUCAUUUGCUAGUAACGUACCUGACGAUGAAGUAUUUUGCUGUGGCGGUGGUCAAUGUACCUCUUUGUCGUCAGGAAACUGCCCGUUGCCUGUUAAUGUGGCCAAUUUUCAAGGGCAAUGUGCUAAAAUAGGGCAAUCAACAUUUUGUGCAGUUAAAGGUUAUUCUAGUUCAUUUUCCAGCCUUCUCCCGGGUCAAAUAUGUGGAGGAAUAGCAGGAGACGCUGCGGCAACUAAUAACACAGUGGGUACUUGCCCCAGUUAUGAUGCCAUUGGCAAUACUUUAAGUCGCAAGAGUACUAUUCCUAAUAAAUUUAGUUGGUUAUGCUGUGAUAAUAAUAGUUGCGACCUUCCAUCUAGUGACGAAAUAACAAUAACGAACACGAAUAACCAUUACGUGGCCAACACUAAUUGUGCUGUUGGACAGUACAGUUUCCUGUGUUUUGCUGAUGACGGUAGUUGGUGCUGCACGGGUAGCCAUCAAUACAAUCAGAAACUGGAAUUACCACAGUUAUGA
Acaulospora colombiana is the source of this 1301-nucleotide messenger RNA. Lineage: Eukaryota; Fungi; Glomeromycota; Glomeromycetes; Diversisporales; Acaulosporaceae. The record is from the annotation of a GenBank genome assembly.